AUGGCUUUAAGUCUGCGCCUCUGCGUUCUGCUGGUGGUGUUGGUCUGGGCUCAGGAAGAUGCUCUCGAUGGACGUGAGCCGAAGGUGAGGAGAGCCUUGCUGAGCAGCCAUUCUGGCCGCCGCUUAGGUUGGGGGUGGCUUGGCAAGUUGGCUGGCAAACUCGGAAAGCACGGAGAUGACAUCCCGCACGUCAGCGUAGACCCCCCUAUACCUCACUAUGGCAGCUGGCAAGGGUCUCAAGGAGUCCCUAAAGACGUUGUCAUCAACAUUCCAGGACACGGCCUUCUCGUUGCAGACCUGGCGCCCUUCCUUGAUGACAUCCCCGUGAAAGGGGUCACAGAAUCAUUCGAUUCCCCGGAGCUCAUCGCAGUACCGGUGCCAGGAGGUGUGGUAACUGUUCCACUGCGGAAACCACCCAAGUUGCCAACGCCAUCGAAUUCAGUGCCAGCCUUGCGGCCAAAACCGCACUUGCCGGGCUUGGGAGAGCAGGAUGUGGAGGACGAAUACGUUGUUUGGAAGCCUCAGUAUCCUGGGCCGAUCUGGCGCAUGGCGUAUUGCAGUAGUGCAGAAGGUGCUUGCCUCACCCAUGAUGCAAAUAUAUAUAAAGGUGGAUCCAUUUGCAUUGCGAAACUCCCACCUUUCUCAGUCGUGCGCUUGACUGACUUCUAUGCGCGUUAUCCCAGCCGUCUUGUCAUCAACGGCGCUGAGUAUAGCGGGAACAUUCUCGAGAACCAGACGUUUGUAUUGUGGUCUCACAUUGCAUGGGACGGGUUGGAUGGUCACUUUCAGAUCUGCAUGGAGGCACCUCCUCUUUGCCCAGAUGGCUUCGAACUGACUCCAGUGCCGGUCGAGGAAUGCCCCGCAGGUGCAGAAGUGCUUUCCAACUGUGAAGAGGCUGAGCCCGGAGAGUUAUGCGAAGGCAAUGGCCAGUGCGGCACAAGGACCGAUAUCAACAACUGCUAUGACAGCGGCUACACCUACCCAGCUUCCCGUGAUGUCUAUCGGAAGCAGAACUUCACCAGAAACGAAAGCAAUGCUACCGCCUCUACACCAUUCACGACCACCACAACAACUUGCUCCUUCACUGAAAUCUCCCUCGAAGAAGAGCAAGUGGAUGGGCUUUGGCAUUUCCAAGGGCCAUGUGUGGUGAGCGGUCCUUGCUUGAGCAGUCCUGGUUAUCCAGGCUUUUAUGGUGAGAAUGAGACUUGCGUUGCUUCUUUACCACCUUUCACUGCCUUGACUGUCAAAGAAUUUGGCACAGAAAAGUUCUAUGACCAGCUCACGGUGAAUGCCAUCAGAUACAGUGGUAGAGGUUUGCGGGGCGAGUCAUUUGUAUUAUGGUCCAGCAUCACCUGGACUUCAGAUGAGUCCAAUGAUAGGUAUGCGGAAUACUGGAAGCUGUGCCUAGACACGCCUCCCGUGUGCUCCGAUGGUCUAGUGCUGACUCCGGUUUCGGUGCCCGACUGCCCUGCAGCGACAGAACGGCUCAGGGACUGCCAGCGUGCUGAGCCCGGAGAGUUAUGUGAAGGUGACGGCCAGUGUGGCACAAGGACCGAUAUCAACAACUGCUAUGACAGCAACUACACCUACCCAGCUUCCCGUGACGUCUACCGGAAACACAAUGGCACCACGGUCAGUUGGAUAGUGGAUGGACCGUGUAGCGUGGUUGAUGGUUGCGUCCAGAGCUUUCAUGGAAAUGGGUCGCGCAGCCAGGAGUGCAACAUGUCCCUCACAGAAGCGGCAUAUGUCACAGUGAGGCAGCGCAGAGGCUCGCUUCAGAUCAAUGGACGAGAACUUUCUUACGACCGCGAUUCCAUUUUCGUAAAUUCAAGCAUUCGUUGGACAUCAGAAUCAAGCUCAGAAGAGUACGAAGAAACAUGGCUGAUCUGUAUCGGGAAGCAUAAGCAACUGAGUGAAGACGCGUCAGAUCCAGGGUAUAUCAAUCCCCGUGCCGGUGAUGCUACUGCGUGGUUUUGGUAUUGCGUGGGUCUUACCGUUUUCUGCGCCGUUUGUUGCCAAUGGUACAAGUUUUGCAAGAAGGAGACAGAGGAGUCCGAAGCAUCGCCCUCGCCCUCCAGACGACCGGAGGAUGGGGUGUUGCCGGUGCCGCCAUCGCUGCCCAGGCAAGGCGAGCACAACGCGCCGCCGUUGCCUGUGACAAAUCAGCUGAAUGGCAUCAGUGCUGCGUAUGUCUUGGAUAUUUUCCCAGCGCUUGCACGACAGAGCACUGGCUUGGAGAACCCCAACUUCUACGAGAUGGCUCCAGUCGUAGCAAUGGGCGAAACUGGCCUGGGAUAUGGAAAGACCUGCUCUGAGGAUGGGGGGCCAAAUUGUAGCAUCGUUGAUGCAGUCGAGGAGCACCACAAGGGAAAGGUCAGCCACUUUGUCUCUUGGUGUUGGGCUUGCAGGCUCAAUGACUUCGUUGGCGCCCUGCGAGCUUGGAUGGAGGGAGACCGCAUCAGUGUCAGGGAGGCGUAUCUCUGGAUUUGCUUCUUCUGCGACAACCAAUACCGGCUUCCCAAGUCUGGCACCCUCUUCUCUUCUGCAAAUGAACUACAAACAGUUUUGGAGAGUCGUUUGGCGAGAGCGGGACAGAUGCUUUUCUUAGUUGAUGCGGAUACUACUUGCACAAAAAGGGCCUGGUGCUUAUUCGAAGUCUUCACAUGUGUUGACAAGCAGCUUCCCAUCACCAUCAUGCUUCCGGCUACGCGUGAGGGACUUCAGGAGGCAUUUUCAACCAUUGACCUACGGACUGCGAGGGCCACCAGCAAGGCAGAUGAGGACAUGAUCAACGAGGUGGUGCUCACCGGUGCCGGCUUUGAUGCUGCCAAUGAAAGGGUCCAAGACUGCUUGCUCGAGUGUUUGAAGCAUUAG
Molecule: messenger RNA, 2874 nt
Organism: Cladocopium goreaui
Lineage: Eukaryota; Dinophyceae; Suessiales; Symbiodiniaceae
Source: the annotation of a GenBank genome assembly